This is a messenger RNA of Colletotrichum orchidophilum, 423 nucleotides long. RefSeq lists its product as uncharacterized. Bases 1 to 423 code for a protein of 140 amino acids. The transcript has 3 exons. The record is from RefSeq and is a predicted model, not a curated record. Lineage: Eukaryota; Fungi; Ascomycota; Sordariomycetes; Glomerellales; Glomerellaceae.
AUGACGCCUAUCGCUCCCACCCUUCAACAUCGGCGCGCCAAGGAUGCCGCCUCUUGUGCCACAAGGCCACGGAACAAAGACGGUGUCCAAGGUCACCCGUCGCUGCUGGACCUAUACUAUGCCUGCGUGCGAGGACGAAUCGAAAUACAUGGCGGGCAGAUGCUGCUGACGGUACCACGCUAUCUCAGCGUCACAGACGAUGCUUCAGGUCUGGGACAUUUACAACUGCGGCGCUGCAGGACGCUUCUAGCUGCCGGGGACACAUGCAAAGUGGUAGCGAGAGAAGAGGACGAGGACGAUGACGAGCAAAACACCUCGGCGGCACCGCAGGCGAGAUUAGUCACGGCAUGGACAUCGGGACUGCAAGGCAGCAUGCCUGCCAAAUGUCAUCUCAUGGCAUUCAUUUUCGACCAGACCUUUUGA